Messenger RNA from Plasmodium knowlesi strain H, 4899 nucleotides. Its product is annotated as phospholipid-transporting ATPase, putative. The transcript has 6 exons. The coding region runs from base 1 to 4899 and encodes 1632 amino acids. Gene Ontology annotation, molecular function: ATP binding; ATP hydrolysis activity; ATPase-coupled intramembrane lipid carrier activity. Gene Ontology annotation, cellular component: plasma membrane; trans-Golgi network; endosome. The record is from RefSeq and is a predicted model, not a curated record. NCBI's taxonomy places the organism in Eukaryota, Apicomplexa, Aconoidasida, Haemosporida, Plasmodiidae. Gene Ontology annotation, biological process: retrograde vesicle-mediated transport, Golgi to endoplasmic reticulum; phospholipid translocation; endocytosis.
AUGGUGGAUGACGAGGAGCUAAAGAGGCUCAGGUUCGUCCUGAGCAAAAAGGUGGGGCGAAUAAAAUACUUUUUUUCGUACAUGUUCUACAAAAUAUUCAGCCAUUUUUAUAACAAGAAAAAUAAAAAACGAGAAAGGUUUGUAAAUAUACAUGGAAGGACGAGUCCCCAAUUUUUCUGUGACAAUAAAAUUAGGAGUACAAAGUACACAGUAAUCACAUUUAUUCCUCUCUUUUUAUUUUACCAAUUCUCGGAUUUUUUAAAUUUAUUUUAUUUGUGUGUUUCUUUGCUACAAAUAAUUCCGAUAUUCAACACUGGAUAUGUGUUCACCUUUGUGGCCCCAUUAAUUUUCAUCAUUCUUGUAAGUCUAAUCAACGAAGUGGUUGACGAUUUGAAGCGGUUUAUAAAGGACCUUGAGAAUAACAACGAAAUUUAUUACACCCUUUUGGAGAACGGGAAUUUCGAAAAAAUAUACUCCAAGGAUAUAAAAGUCGGAGAUAUCAUUUUGAUAAAAUCCAAGCAGAGAGCCCCGGCGGAUUGUAUUUUGUUACGUAAUUUAAGUAAAAAUGAAGAAUAUACUUUUAAGGUGGAGGAGAAGAAAUUUUUCGGCAGUAUAAAAUUGAACAAAAAUUCCAACGUGUACAACAAAAUUAACAAGAACUACUACCAUUUUAAUAAAAAUAUUGAUAACGAAUUGAUUGAUGAUCGAUAUAACGAGUCAAACAACAACUUGAGCGAAACGAGCAAUCAUCAACUCUUUAGUGAAAAUGAAAAAUCUCUAAACGGAGCGAAAGAAAAAAAAUUUCUUUUAAAAGACAAGCCAGAGAAAAGUGGUCAUAAAAAUGAUAUGAACAGUUCAGGCGAAUUAGCUAAUUUUGAAAAGAAAAAAAAAAAAAAAAAAAAAAAAAAGAAAAAGAAAUUAAAGAAUAGAAAUUUAAAAAACAAAGACGCAGGUGCAGGUGGAUCGACCGAAACGGCCAAUUAUACGUAUGUCAAAACGGACAAAAUUGAUGGUGAAACGGACUGGAAAAUUAAGUACCCAAUUAGCAUCUUCCAAAAUUUAAAAAAGUUGAAAGAUUUCUUCACCAUUGAUAUUCUGUUCAUCCUGGAGCAGCCCAAAAAUGACAUUUAUAAAAUUGAGGGUUCUUUCGUCAUAUUCAAGUAUAACCCGCAUGGCGACUUCCAGAAGGAAGAAAACAAUAACACCAUGGGAAUGAGUGACAACCCGUUGAUGAACUAUUCCUUCGACAUGAUCAGGGACGGGGAGGUCGACUUGGAGCGCGGCAAUCGCGGCGGAGUGGCCAAGGCGGGUGAGCCCGCAUACGGUGAGGAGGACAACGAUGACGAUGAUGAUGACGACGAAGACGAUGAUGAUGAUGAGGAAGAUGAUGAAGACGAUGAUGAUGACGGCGAGGAUGAUGAGGAUGAACGCCGAAAGGAACUCGAAUUGGAAAACGUUGCUGACGGCAAUGAAAAAGGAGUGCAUCAUAAGGGCUAUGUAAAUUUGGCGGAAAAGGACACAGACUACGUGUACAGCAAUAACAGGAAGGAAAAAAAGAUGAACAAUGAAAUGGUGAAAUUCAACGACCUGGAAAAGGGAGCAGUUGUAGGAGUAGGUGGCUCAGGAGGUACUAUGUCGGGUCAAAACAGAGGAGUUAUUGAAAAUUAUAACUGCACAAAAAAUAAUGCAAAAAAAAGUGGAAACUAUGUUGCAGAGACGAGCAUGUGUAGUGUCUUUAAUAAUGAAGACAAUUUCAAUUUUUACAAUGUCAGCUAUAGAAAGAAAUUAACUUACGACAACUUUAUUCUUUUUAACUCUGUGAUUACGAGUUCAGAUGUGCUUUGUUUAGUUAUUUACACCGGAAGUGAUACAAGAGUGAAUAUGAGUACACAGAUUAGCAAAAUAAAAAGAGGAAUGAUAGACAAUAAGUUGAAUAUGAUAACGUUAUUUUUGUUUUUAAUUCUCGCGUUAUUCUCCAUGUACAUGUGUACGGUGAAGUUGAAUAAUCUGUGGUACUUGAAUUUUAUUCGUUUCGUUUUGCUGUUCUCAUCCGUCAUCCCUAUAUCUUUAAGUGUUAAUUUAAAUAUCGCUAAAAUUUAUUACACUUUGGUGAUUCAGAAGGAUAAGGAAAUCGAAACCACAAUUAUAAAGAACAGCGCAAUUAUAGAAAACUUUGGUGAUGUGGACUACAUUUUCACGGACAAGACGGGAACACUCACAGAAAAUGUAAUGGUCCUUAAAGUUAUACAUAUCGGCUUGGAUGUUAUCCAUGCGGAAAAUGAAAAGAAUAAUAUGCUACAGGGAAAUAUGGAAAAUAAAGGGAAAGGAAAUUUCAACAAGCAUAUGCUAUCAUACGACUUGGAUGAUUUAAACGAAGAUGUGGAUGGCUCGUCUUUUUACUUAGGAUCCAACUACUCGAAGAACGAACGAAGGAAUAAGUACAGUGGAAACAAAAAUGAACUGUCAGCCUUGAGGCAACUAAACAAAACAGUGAACCCUAUGGAUCGUAUCAAUAUUCUCCAUGAUGAGGAAAACAUUGAUGAAGAGAAUUUGGAUUAUGAAAAUUUUGAUUUCGGAAAUUUUAAUGAACAUUCGGCAGGCUCCAAAUCAGGCUUUUCUCAGAAUAACUACCGAAGUGCAAACUUAAAACCUUUCAAGCAGAACAGCUUGGCUAUGAGUACGAGCGUAUCAGGGGGAGGUUUGGGACAGAGGAGGAACGACAUUCAUAAAAAGAACUCUGUUCAUUUGGAGAAGAAGAAAAAAGUGGAACAAAUGGUGGACGAAUUUUUGAAGUACAAGUUGGAUCCCCUAGAUUAUUACAAUGACAAUGUGGAAGAUGUAGAGUUCUUGAAGAAGCACCGUGUAUUCCAGACAUUUUUGUCUUUCCUUAUAUGCAACAAUAUAAGAACUCUGGCAAAGGAGAGCAACAAUGACGGAGAUUCCAACGGUAGUGUAAAUGGCACUGCAAAUGGUAGUGCAAAUGACAGUACAAAUGCCAGUGCCAACGGUGGGGAUAGCAAAGAAAAGGAUAAGGUAAAGAAAAAAAAGGGGGAGAAGGAAACAGACACACAGAAAAAUUUCUACUACAUAUUAAAAGUUAAUCGAAAAAAUAAGAAGGAAAAUAAAAAGAAGAAAGAGAAACAUAUGGAUAGUAGUAGUGGAGCCUUUUCUUAUGACAAAAAGAAUUUGGAGUCUAACAGUUCCGAAGAUUCUGAAACAUUUUCACACUCGGAUGUGAGUUAUCAAUGUUCCUCUCCAGACGAGUUGGCGUUCCUAAAAUAUGCUACCAACUGUGGCUUCAUCUUGAGGAAGAAAACUGCCAGCAGGAUAGAAAUAAAAUAUAAAAACCUAGUCAUGGAGUACGACAUUCUGUUGCACAUCCCAUUCUCAUCCGAAACAAAGCGAAUGAGUAUUUUCGUGCGCAACGUGAAGAAUAGAAACAUUUACUUCUUCAUUAAAGGGGCAGAUAACAUUUUAAUAAAGAAGUGUCAUGAGAAGUAUAAAACAUUCAUUUAUGAAGAGAGUGAUCAUCUGUCCAACUUGGGUCUGCGUGUCCUGGUGCAUGGGUUUUUAAACAUAGAGGAGCAGUUCUUCCAUACCUUCUCCAAUUUGUACAACAAGAAUAAAGAUGUCAAGGGGCAAUUGGAGAAUAUUUUGGACUACGUCGAGAAGAACAUCAAGGUUCUGGCCAUAACAGGUGUGGAGGACAAGUUGCAGGAGGGCGUGGGAAAGACCAUUGAGAUGCUCUACAACAGUGGAAUCAAGGUGUGGGUUCUAACCGGAGACAAAAUAGAAACAGCCAUCUGCAUCUGCAAGAACGCCAACAUUAAGAAGAAGAAGCAUAACAUAUACAUAUUCAGGCACGAAAAUAUUAAGAGCACCUCCAACCUCAUAAGAGACUUUAACUCCAUCUUAAGUAACAUAGAUUCGUAUGUUCUCUUCUUUGACAACAUUAUAAUUCAAAACUGUAUCAAGUACAUUCCUAAUGCGUUCGUGGAUUUUGCGGCGAAUGCGCGAGCAGUGGUUUGUUGCAGGUGUAGCCCUAUCGAGAAGAAAGAAAUUGCUCUUCUAAUAAAAACCAUUAGGAGGAAGAAAAUCCUGUGCAUCGGAGAUGGAGGAAAUGACGUGGCCAUGAUCCAGGCCGCGGACAUUGGCAUUGGUGUUUUAGGAAAAGAAGGAAAACAAGUUGUGCACGACAGUGAUAUAAUUGUCUCAAAGUUUAAGAACAUAAAGAAGCUCAUUCUGUACUAUGGAAACAACACCUUUUUGCAAACCUCAUCUCUUUGCUCUUUUCUGAUACACAGGGGAUUCGUCCUCACCUACCUACAGUUUAUUUACAGCUACAUUUUUUUCAGCAUACCGGUGUCUAUCUUUCAGGGAUGGUUGCAAAUUGGCUACACGACAUAUUACACCACAGCGCCAUUUCUGUCUCUUCUGUUGGAUGUGAAAAUAAAAAAGAACUUGAUAUACCUGUACCCGGAAAUAUACAAAAAUAAAAAGCACAAGAGAAAGCUGGAUUUGAAGUCAUUCUUUAUCAUUGUGUGGAUUUCCAUUUUCCAGGGUACCGUGGUCAUGCUCGGGGCGUUGAAGUUGUUCAACGAUAACUAUAAUAACCUCAUUAACAUAUCCUUUUCGUCUCUCAUCGUUUUGGAGAUAAUGAACAUUCACCUGGAGGUGGAGUCAUGGCACCCGUUGAUGAUAUCAGCCAACAUCUGCUCCUUCAUCGUCUACAUCUUUUCGAUGUUUAUCCUGAGGAACUAUUUCGACAUCAUGCAAAUUAUGUCGGUCAUGUUUUGGUACAAAGUUAUAUUGAUCGUCCUGUUCGCGUGGCUUCCUUUUUUCAUAAUUAAAAAGGUAAAGAAUAUUUUAACACCCUCUCAGUUUUUCAAGCUCGCCUGA